AUGAGUUUCGAACGACCUUCUUAUGCGCCGGACCUUGCUUGGAGAAUACUUGCCCUCUCCCUCAUCUCAUAUCUUACUUAUCGAGUUGCAACCACGGCAUACGAUGUCUGGUUUGGGCCUCUUUCCAAGUUUCCAGGUCCGAAGUGGUGGGCUGCAAGCAACUUGCCACUCAUAUACAUGAUCUGGACUGGACAAGACACUCAGACGAAAUCCCGCCUUCAUGAGUUGUAUGGUCCAACCGUACGCGUUUCCCCUACAGAGAUCAGCUACAUCGAUGCAGAAGCCGAUGGCCAAGGCUUGUCAGCGAAACAUGCCUUUAAGCAGGUCUACGGUCACCAGUUAUCCGGCAAGAGAAGUUUUGCGAAAGAUCGUCGUCUCUAUGCCGUGCCCGUCAAUGGAACUACCUCUAUACUCAGUUCAGAUGAUGCUAGCCAUGCCCGACAGCGACGGGUCCUAUCGCAUGCAUUCUCCGACAAGGCAUUGAAGGAAGAGGAACCACUUUUCAAACGCUGGGCAAGCCUGCUUGUAGGAAAACUCGAAGCAUUGUCCUUUACCGAAGCUCCAAUCGACCUGGUGGCCUAUUUCAACUAUACCACAUUCGAUAUAAUGGCCGACCUGACAUUUUCGGAGAGCUUGGGUAUGCUUGAAGGGUCCGAAUACUCUCCAUGGGUUGCUACAAUCUUCGCCUCAAUCAAAUCCAUGACCAGGCUUCGUGCGAUCAGGUUGUUGCCGGGCAUGACCACUCUUCUCGACGUCUUGUUGGGAAAUACGAUCCGCAAGAAACAGGUCAACCAUUUCAAGUACUCUGCCGAUCGCGUUGAUCGUCGACUUGCAAGCACGCCCUCCAGCCCAGACUUGUGGAGCUUUGUUCUGAAAAAGGCUGGACAGGAAGGCGGAAUGUCGUUGAGUGAGAUGCACAGCAAUUCAGCCAUGUUCAUGAUCGCAGGUACCGAAACAACUGCGACGUUGCUGAGGUAUGUUGUAGCACGCAUAUUCUUUUCUAUCGCUGACACGAGGUUGUNNAGUGGAUUGACAUAUCAUCUCCUGCAGAAUCCAGCAAGGACAGAGCGACUCACACGGGAGCUGCGUUCUGCCUUCGUCCGUGAUACAGACAUCACGAUCGAGGCGUUACAACAACUCCCAUACCUUUCGGCUUGUAUUGAAGAAGGCAUGAGAUUGUAUCCACCAAUUCCGACUGGAUUGCCCCGGCAAGUUCCAAAAGGUGGCGCGUGGAUAUGUGGAGAAUAUGUUCCGGGAGAUGUAACUGUUUCGGUGAGCCAAUGGGCGACAUACCACUCAGAAUCCAACUUUUACAAUGCAGGAAGCUUCAUUCCAGAAAGAUGGUUAGGCGAAGACGCGCGCUUCGAGCACGACAACCAUGCUGCCUUUCAGCCAUUCUCGGUAGGGCCUCGCAAUUGCAUAGGGCGCAACCUUGCAUAUCACGAGUGCCGGUUGUUGUUGACAGAGAUGUUCUGGAACUUCGACCUGCAACUGAUGGAUGAAAGUAGGAAUUGGCUUGACCAGAAGGUCUUCUCAUUCUGGGACAAGCCACCACUAUGGGUCAAGCUGAGACGAGUGGUCCGGUGA
Aureobasidium musti is the source of this 1587-nucleotide messenger RNA. NCBI's taxonomy places the organism in Eukaryota, Fungi, Ascomycota, Dothideomycetes, Dothideales, Saccotheciaceae. The record is from the annotation of a GenBank genome assembly.